CAAACGAAACUUGUCGCUCCCCAUGAGAAUUGUUGCUUACAUGACUUUCGCCGUGCACGGAGAAAUGAAUAGGUGUGAAAGCACGGAAGGGAAGCGGUACGCGGGGAAGAAGCUGCCUGCUUCGUGGCCGAGCUCGGAAAGGAAGAAACGGUAUCGCAUCGCUGCCGGAGGAGAAGAAGAUGACUUCCAGCACCAUGUCGAUGUCGUGCCUUUUGGAAACCAGGAAACCACCAGGCUGUUCACGUGUGUACAUUUUGGGACCAGCCCGAAUGUCAUCAGCUGUCAAACCCAGAUUGUUCAGACCGAAAGCCCACGACGGCCUGACCUUCGUUAUUAUGUAAAACCUGAAAGUUUCUCUGUGCAUGAACCCAACACAAGUAGCAACGGUCAGCGACUAAGAAAUUUGGAUAGUGCUUACUUUGGCAGGAAACAAGGAAGCACAGAUAAAAGACCCGGCAACGAGGGUGGAACCAUAAUACUGGGUGCCGAGUACUCUGCAUUCUUCGAGUUGAAACCAAGGUAA
Acanthoscelides obtectus is the source of this 523-nucleotide messenger RNA. Lineage: Eukaryota; Metazoa; Arthropoda; Insecta; Coleoptera; Chrysomelidae. The record is from the annotation of a GenBank genome assembly.